GUGCGGGGCUGGGGGCACACGGAAUAGACUCCCAGUCACGUUCGGAUACAGAGAAGCCUCCCCCCCCCCUUUCCAUCCAUCAAACAGGUGCACUGGCAGUAACCAAUGGGCUGCGGGUCCCGGUGACUUGUGUCCCAGCGCAGAGAGGGGGAGACUCAGUCCGGAACACCGGCCUUCCCGGGAUCCCCUGCUGCCCUUCCUCUGUACAGAGAUUCCCUAUUUACUGCUGAUUCUUCCCUGGAGCGGGGGGGGGGGUCCCCAUGAAUGGAUCAUGGACGGGAUCAGCGCUGAUGCAGCUUCAACCAAAUUCCUCAGCUUCACACAACGCUCCGUCUCCGAAGACCUGGGCUGCCGACGGGGGGAAUUCAGCAGGAAACAUUACGGGUCGGUGGAAUUGCUCAUAUCCAGUGAUGCAGAUGGAGCCAUACAGAGGGCUGGAAGAUUUCGAGUGGAGAAUGGCUCCUCAGACGAGAGUACGGACUAUACGCCAGGUACUUGGAGAAGAACAGAUGUUCAUUUGGAAAACCCAGAGUAUCACACCAGAUGGUACUUCAAAUAUUUUCUAGGAAAAGUACAUCAGAACUAUGUUGGAACGGAUGCAGAAAAGAACCCAUUUUUUCUCUCCGUGGUACUUUCUGACCAAAACAAUCAGCGGGUUCCGCAAUACAGAGCAAUCUUAUGGAGGAAAACAGGUACACAGAAAAUUUGCCUUCCGUACUGCCCCACAAAAACAUUAUCAGUGAAAUCUAUAUUAAGUGCCAUGAAUCUUGACAGAUUUGAAAAAAGCCCCAGGGAAAUUCUCAAUCCAGAGAUCCAAAAGGACCUGCUGGUUCUUGAAGAACAAGAAGGUUCAGUGAAUUUUAAGUUUGGAGUUCUCUAUGCCAAAGAUGGCCAGCUUACAGACGAUGAAAUGUUCAGCAAUGAGGCUGGAAGUGAAAGUUUCCAGAAAAUGCUGAAUUUACUCGGCGACACUAUCACGUUGAAGAGUUGGGUCGGCUACAGGGGAGGUCUAGACACCAAAAAUGACACAACAGGAAUACAUUCCGUCUACACUGUUUACCAAGGGCACGAGAUCAUGUUCCACGUCUCCACGAUGCUGCCGUACUCUAAAGAGAACAAGCAGCAGGUAGAACGAAAACGUCACAUAGGGAAUGACAUCGUGACCAUAGUGUUCCAGGAGGGGGAUGAAGCCUCAUCAGCCUUCAAGCCUUCCAUGAUUCGUUCCCACUUCACUCAUAUUUUUGCCUUAGUGAGAUAUAACAAGCAAAACGACAGCUACAGGCUAAAAAUAUUUUCAGAAGAAAGCGUUCCGCUGUUCGGACCUCCACUCCCAUCGCCGCCCGUCUUUACCGAUCACCAGGAAUUCAGGGAUUUUCUGCUCGUAAAAUUAAUUAACGGCGAGAAAGCGACUCUGGAAACGCCAACGUUCGCCCAAAAGAGACAGCGCACUCUGGAUAUGUUGAUACGAUCGCUGUACCAGGACCUCAUGCCAGAUUUACAUAAGAACAUGCUAAACAGAAGGUCCUUCAGUGACGUGCUUCCAGAAUCACCCAAAUCAGCCCGGAAGAAAGAAGAGGCCCGGCAGGCGGAGUUUGUCAGGAUUGGGCAGGCGCUCAAACUGAAAACCAUCGUCCGAGGGGACGCCCCAACCAGUCUGGCGACAACAGGGCUGUGCCGGAAAGAGCCUUGGGAAUCCCAGUGCUUCUGCAACAGCUUUACUCAUGAGGCGCUGGGGGGCGACUCUUGGGGGCAGUCUCUCCUAGUUUCCACGGACGCCGGGGUGUUGUUAAUAGACGAUGGGCAGCCGUUGGUAACAGUAUUCGACAAAACAUUUCAGAUCAAACAAAUGCACGUGCUAGAAAAUUUGGACCUCUUGAUCACAAGAGUAGACAAAGGGAAAGAAGCUCGCCUUUAUGUCUUCAGACUCAGUUCCAUCAAAAAGGGCUUGGAAGACAAGCAGGUUAUGAAGAGCAAAUAUGAAUGUAGGGAAAACAAACUUGAAAAAACAAAAGGGUGCCAUUUGUACGCUAUAAACACCCACCACAGUAACGAGCUGAGAAUAGUAGCGGCCAUUAGGAACAAAUUACUGCUCAUCACCAGGAAACACAAGCAGCUCAACAGUUUCACCGGGUUCAACGUGACGUCCCCUUCUACGGAAUCACCCGUGGAGGAAUUCCAGUACAUAAGGGAAAUUUGUCUGUCGGAUCCUCCGGUGGUAAUGACCCUCGUGGAUGGCCCUACAGGAGAUAAUGAUAACAUGAUCUGCGUUGCUUACCGGCACCAAUUUGAUUUGGUCAAUGAGAGCACCGGAGAGUCCUGUCGACUGCAUCACGUUGACGCAAGUAGGGUUAAUUUUGUUGCAGCUAUUGAUGUGUAUGAAGACGGAGAAGCAGGACUACUUCUUUGCUACAACUAUAUGUGCUAUUAUAAGAAAGUAUGUCCAUUCAAUGGGGGUUCCCCGCUUAUACAGCCGUCCGCCUCAGAUUUCCAUUUCAGUUGGAACCAAGUUCCAAACGCAGUUGUGUGUGCAUUCCCGUAUAUCUUGGCUUUCACCACUGAUUCCAUCGAAAUCCGGUUGGUUGUCAAUGGCAAUUUGGUCCACACGGCCGUUGUCCCUGAACUGCAGCUGGUGGCCUCCAGGUCAGAUAUUUACUUCAAAGCAACGGCAGCGGUGGGUUCCUCGUCCAACAGCAGUUCGAAGGAUACAAGCUCACACAGCUCUCCGAUGACACCUACAGGCUAUGAACUGCCAGUGUUCCCAUCGUCUCCAGGAGAAGCCGAAGUGCAAUGCCGAAACAUCUACAAGAUUCCCCUGAGCAAUCUGGUUGGACGAAGCAUCGAGCGACCCUUAAAAUCCCCACUGGUUCCCAAAGUCAUCACUACGCCAACCUCCGGCAGCAUCGGCGGAAUCCCGGUCACUCACUCGCUGUCGCUCUCGCGCAUGGAAAUCAAGGAAAUAGCCAGCAGGACAAGGAAGGAAUUAUUGGGUCUCUCCGACGAGUCGGGACCCAAAUCUGAAUCUUCACACAAGCAGAAGAAACUCAGCAGGAAACAGACGGACGAGGACAGUAAGCAGGAGACCCCGAGAUCCCCGAGCGCCGAAAGGAUCAAUUCAGGCUCAUUCGAAAGCAACUCGGAAGGCCAGCGGCACUGCUCGACCAGCUCCGACCCCGACACGAAUAUCAGCGUGGAAGAGAGCCCCCCGUUCAGCAGCAGCCCCUUCCUCAUGGCUGCUUCCUUUGAUGAGGAUAUUGUGGAUUUAAAGUGAAGACAAUCUCAGUGACCCUGGUCCUCUUCUCCCUCCUCUUCCUCGCAACCAUCUACUCGUGGAAGGCUGAAGUGGCCACGUUCAAGUCAUCGUCCACUACGGCUCCCACCAUUCACCGUCCACACCAAGAGGGGCUUACCAGUCCCACCUAACUGGUUGGUUCUACAGAAAUGGUCACAAUAAUGGCUUCAUGUGGCCAGGGGUUGAGGACAAAUGUCCUGAAUGUUCUGUGCGUGUUGCAGCGCUCAUACAGUGUAGCCUAAGACUAACCAAUCAAAAUGCUGCGUUCUUGUCAACCAUGUUUCCCUCCCCUUCUGCUCCCUAUUAGACCCGCAGUUGAGGUUGCUAUAGGGGUAGCACUUUUGUUAAUUUCUGAAACCAUAUAGAGAAGGAAAAAGUGCACCCCCAUGUAUUCUACAGUACAGGAAAAUCCGUGUUCUACUGGGUUUAUUCACCCACCUCACUUACAAAUUUUAAAAAACUGUUGUCAUGACAAACAACUGACAUUUGACAUAGAUAGCAUAGGAAAUUACAGGGAAGUUCUCAAAACAUAAAUAUUCGGUAAAGAAACUGAUCUUAUUUUCCAGCUGCUAUACAUACACACAUGGUACUUACAACCUUCCGACUCUUCCUAAGACACAAUGCAACAGGAGAAAGGAACUGCUGAUGGAAUAAGUCAGCAAUGAGUUAUCCUUUUCAACCAAUGAAAUCUCAGCAAAGGUCACUAAUUGUGCCAAAGUAUACAAACCUCAUGCUUUGGGUAAUGUUCUUCUUUUGUUGCUUCCAUAAUCAAUGUUGAUCUGUGUGUAGCUUGCACUUUAAUCUAUGUAAGGUCAUAAAUGCUCACUCUCUAGCAGGUACAGUAGGGAGAGAUGGUGCCUAUAGUAGCAGUGGGGGGAUAAUAGCCUCUGGGAAGGGACUGGGGCUGUG
Xenopus tropicalis (tropical clawed frog) is the source of this 4198-nucleotide messenger RNA. It is a transcript of the gene garnl3, whose product is annotated as GTPase activating Rap/RanGAP domain-like 3. Bases 272 to 3268 code for a protein of 998 amino acids. Gene Ontology annotation, molecular function: GTPase activator activity. NCBI's taxonomy places the organism in Eukaryota, Metazoa, Chordata, Amphibia, Anura, Pipidae. The transcript is spliced from 29 exons. The record is from RefSeq and is a predicted model, not a curated record. Gene Ontology annotation, biological process: regulation of small GTPase mediated signal transduction.